AUGUUUGCCAAAUAUCUCACAGCUGAUGCAAAAGGUGAGACAAUUUUACAAUGUAUGCAGCAGUAUUUUGAAAAGCACAAUAUACCUUUUAGCAAUAUUACUGCAGUGGAUACUGAUGGUUCACCAGCGAUGGUGGGUUGGUACAGAGGAUUUGCAAGCCUACUCAAACAGAAAGUGCCUGAUGUACGUACCGAACACUGUGUACUGUACAGACAACAUCUUGUAGGCAAGAAACUAAGUGAUGGACUGCAUGAUGCUUUGAAAGUGUGCAUUAGGGCAAUUAACAAAAUCAAAGCACAUCCACUUAACUCACGAUUGUUUGCGCUGCUGUGUGAAGAAAAUGAUGACAUGUAUAAGCAAUUACUCCUGCACACUGAGGUAAGGUGGCUCUCUAGGGGUCACAGCUUGCAAAGACUUGUUGACUUAUAUGACUUAACUGUUCAGUUCCUGGGAGACGUGGACUCAUCUUUAUGUGAAGAGUUUAAAAAAUGCAAAAAUUCCUUGUUCUAUUUAGCAGACCUCUAUUCUAAAUUUAAUGAGACACUAAACCGACUACAAGGUAAAGAUGUUACCAUCAUUCAGGCCAAGACAGUUUUACUAUGGUUCCAAGGCAAGCUUAGCUUGUUUAGAGCUUUACUGUCACAUAUAGAAAUUUACAUGACUCAUUUGGAGAAUUUAGUUGAAGACUUUGAAGGGCGCUUUGAAGACCUGGAAAAAGUAAAAGUGCCAGAUUGGAUUCUAAGUCCGUUUGAUUUUGAAAUAAGGAAUGUAGAUGUUGCCUCACACCUGGAAGAGGAAUCCAUUGACAUGACUGUGGACCUUGAAGCAAGUGCCUUGUUCAGAAGAAAAGAACGACGUUGCUAA
Messenger RNA from Macrobrachium nipponense, 864 nucleotides. Its product is annotated as protein FAM200C-like. The record is from RefSeq and is a predicted model, not a curated record. The transcript has a single exon. Bases 1 to 864 code for a protein of 287 amino acids. NCBI's taxonomy places the organism in Eukaryota, Metazoa, Arthropoda, Malacostraca, Decapoda, Palaemonidae.